AUGCGAACCAUUGAUGAUGCAUUCGAAGUCAAAAAUCUACUCCAAGCACGCUUUGCAUAUCCAGCAGCCGCGGGGUUUGGGAACUGGCAAGUUCGAGUUUCCCCAUCGAGCCCUGACUUAGCACGCUCUGGCUGGUAUUUACCACCGACGACCGAAGACCUUCUGCAAGAUUGCGCGGAGACUGUGGAAGGGGAGGCUAUCUUCUUCAGGGGGUUCGUCUUCAAGAAAUUUCAGUAUGGCCAUGUUCUGCAUGACUUGCUGCCAGUUCUUGUUUGGAUGAGCACUUCGCACCCCAAAGCACGAGUAGUCCUAGAGUUGGACAAGCAGAACAACAUCCAAAAGUUCAUAGCAUGGUUUGAUCCGGCAUUGUACCAGCGGACUUCUUUCGUACAGUCCGAGCAAGUUGUGUGCGCGUCUUCGCUGUGGGUUGUGGUCCCAAAGGCCCCGAGCCCGCACGGACUUCGCAUUCCACCUCUGUUUAACCACUUGCGCAAGCACAUCGCGCAGGUGCAGCCUGCCUACAACGCAACACGGGUUGUAUACACCCUCCGGAUGUCUUCCACAGCAGGACAUGGCCGGCUCUUAACAACUGAACAUUCUCAGGAGGUUGUGCAGACUGCCACAGACGCCCUGAGUCGGCACGGGAUGUCGUCAGAAAUCGUGGUCUUCAAUGGAACGUCGGACGGAAAGAAGGCAGCAUCUUACCAAGAGCAGCAUCGCCUGUUUAGCUCCGCCGUCCUUGUUUUCGGCCCGCAUGGAACUGCUUUCUCAAACAUCCUCUGGAUGCCCUGUGACAUCCACACGGCGGUAAUCGAGUUCAUUUGCGGUGGCCACUCUCUGAAGGUUCGGGGCUGCGACCUGCCGGACGGCAACGUCCGCUUGGCUACUUAUUUCAGCUUGGAAGGAAGCAUUUCUUGGGUGAAGUACUUCCACGUCAUGACGCAGGGUGUUUCCGACGAGGUCAGCGAUUUCAUGCAGGUCGACUUAGCCGGAUUUCGGCAGGCUUUGGAUGCGGCUUUGGAGCAUGUCAAGCUCAAGCGGUGA
Symbiodinium sp. CCMP2592 is the source of this 1044-nucleotide messenger RNA. NCBI's taxonomy places the organism in Eukaryota, Dinophyceae, Suessiales, Symbiodiniaceae. The record is from the annotation of a GenBank genome assembly.